UGUUAAUUUUCCAACCAAACCUGUCUGAUUGAGGUGAUUUCUGCUGUUUUUGUGUUAUCCCCUGGGAAAUGUUUUCUGGUUUUCUUUUUUCGCCCGCGACUUGUUAACGUGUGCUGCUAAUUGGAAUUAACCAUUAGCCACGUCGUCGGCGGAUUCAUUAGCAACCCUUUAAAUGUGCAGCGGCAUCAAUCAGUGUCAUGCAGUUGUCCCUCGACCGUCGUGAUGGAUUGCCCAAAGUGGAUCCUGGGCGGCCUUUGCCUGAUUAGCCUGGUCAGUGGCGCAACGGUAAUUGAAUUACUGGGUACGAUGAAACUGGAAUCGGAAUUUGAGUACGUGCUGCUCAUGAAGAAUAGGAACUUUAGUUUGCCGGAUCAAGUUUGGAACGGCACUUCGUUGACGAAGGACAUUAUGGAUGAAGUGCAAGUGCCGGUCCUUCAAUUCAAUGAGAAUGUGAGCUACUUUUUGCACAACAGCAUCAAUAGACGACUAGUUACCCUAGGUUUUAUGAGUGAUGCAAAUCUGGACGAACACAGAGGUCUGCUCACAGCUCUGGUCGCGAAUCUUAGGCACAUGACCACGUCUGGAGUGAUUUUUCUAAUCCAAUCGGAGGCAUCAACUGAUUUUUUAUACGAACUGUUUAGGAAUUGCUGGCGUAAAAAACUAUUGAAUGUGAUCGUUGUUUUCCAGGACUUUGAGACUACCUCGACCUUCUACAGCUACUCACAUUUUCCCAUACUACAAAUAGAAGAGCGCAUCUAUGAGCCCAGUUUGCAAACUCUACCUAUCUUUCCCGAUCGACUUAGAAAUUUGCAUGGCUACGAGAUGCCCGUGAUUCUUGGAGGAACCGCACCGCGUAUGAUUGCCUACCGCAACAAGAAGGGUAAUGUGGUCUAUGAUGGGACCGUGGGUCACUUUAUGACGGCCUUUCAACAAAAGUACAACGUAAAGUUUGUGCAGCCUUUGCAAGCGAAAAAUCCUUUGGACUUUGCUCCAUCGAUGCAAACGGUUGGUGCAGUGCGAAAUGAGACCGUAGAGAUAUCCAUAUCCCUGACUUUUCCGACGAUUCCCCCUUUUGGAUUUAGCUAUCCGUACGAGCAAAUGAACUGGUGCGUCAUGCUGCCGGUGGAGGCCGAUGUGCCACCAUUUGAGUACUACACUAGGGUCUUUGAGCUAGCUGCUUUUCUGCUAACUCUGGGUACCCUGGUAAUGAUAUCCUGUCUCCUGGCCAGCACAUUGCGUCUCCAUGGCUAUGCAACUAACAUCAGUGAGUUCCUUCUCCACGACAGCUGCUUGCGAGGAGUACUGGGACAAUCCUUCGUGGAAGUUUUCCGAGCGCCCACUCUUGUACGGGGUAUUUAUCUGGAGAUUUGUGUGCUGGGCAUCCUGAUCACCGCCUGGUACAACUCCUAUUUCUCCAGCUAUGUGACCAGUGCACCAAAGCAGCCGCCUUUACGAUCGUAUGAUGAUAUUUUGGCCUCCAAACUGAAAGUGGUGGCGUGGAAGCCCGAGUAUGCAGAGCUUGUUGGUCGUCUCCUGGAGUUUCGGAAGUACGAGACCAUGUUCCUGGUGGAACCCGACUUCAAUCGAUAUUUGGCACUUCGUGACACGUUGGACACGAGAUAUGGUUACAUGAUAACCACGAAUAGAUGGGUUUUGAUCAACGAACAGCAAAAGGUCUUCUCCCGACCACUUUUCCAAAAACGCGACGAUUUUUGCUUUUUCAACAAUAUACCCUUCGGAUUUCCCUUGCAUGAGAACUCCGUUUUUAUGGAGCCGGUACAAAAGUUGAUCAUGGAAUUGGCCGAAACAGGACUUUACUUUCACUGGAUAACCACCGGUUUCUCGGAACUAAUAGAUGCGGGUGAGAUGCACUUUGUGGACUUGAGUCCUCAUCGUGAAUUCAGGGCCAUGCAGAUCCAGGAUCUACAGUAUGUGUGGUAUGGAUAUGCUUUUAUGGUAGUAUUAUCCUCGCUAGUUUGGCUGCUGGAAAACUUGUCGCACACGUUAAAAACUAAAACCAUUUUCCCAACACAUUUUAUGCAACGGAACCAAAAAUAAAAAGAGUUUCGUGGCAAAGCGUACGGCUUGUUUAAAACCCAUAAUAUGCGUAAAAUUAUCGUUUAAGACACUAAACACAUAAAUCGAUUUACGUUAGUUGUAAAGGCCUGCUACCUAAACGAAGGGAGCUCGUAGUUGUAACGACUACGGCUCGUGUAGUUUCACAGCUCCAGCUGCUUUAUGGUUAUUUGUCUAGCCAUCAAAUAUGACUUUCCUUUCGUUUCGCAUACCCCACUCCGGGUAUCGAAUGUUCCCGAUUUCCAUUGUGCAAAUAUUUGCACUGCAGCUCGCCGGCUCAGAGUUCAACAUCAAAAGCAAUUAAGACGCGUGCUUGCCGCAGUGGCAGCUGAACACUGAACACUGAACACCGAAUACCCAGUGUGUUUGAGCUCCCCCAAAGGUGCGCUGAUGUUAGCCACCUGUGCGACGGCCACUGGCGCCUCUUGAAAUUCCCUAAUCGACAUGUUUCGAUCUCAAACGACGUGGCCGGCAGUGGAGGCAUCACCAUCAGCGGUACACGCGACGUAAAAAUGGUUAACUAUCAUUUAGGCUUAAAGUGAUCAAGAUCUAGGGCACUAUACGCUAAUGACACCUUUCAGUUUUGAGAGGGAGGAUAUGCCA
Drosophila simulans is the source of this 2679-nucleotide messenger RNA. RefSeq lists its product as uncharacterized. The coding region runs from base 223 to 2058 and encodes 611 amino acids. The transcript is spliced from 2 exons. NCBI's taxonomy places the organism in Eukaryota, Metazoa, Arthropoda, Insecta, Diptera, Drosophilidae. The record is from RefSeq and is a predicted model, not a curated record.